This is a messenger RNA of Rotaria sp. Silwood2, 1917 nucleotides long. NCBI's taxonomy places the organism in Eukaryota, Metazoa, Rotifera, Eurotatoria, Philodinida, Philodinidae. The record is from the annotation of a GenBank genome assembly.
AUGGCAUUAAUUACACAAUUCGACGAUUUACCGGAUCUAUUCUUUAUUGAAUUGUUUAAUUAUUUAUCUUCAAUCGAUAUUCUUUGGGCAUUUACCAAUUUAAAUAAUCGUAUUCAAACAAUUAUCAAUGAACGAGGUUUCUUUCGUCACAUCAAUUUAUCAUCAGCACGUCUGUCAAAAUUUGAUACACUUCUUACUAUACUUCCAUUGAAUCAAAUUGAAACACUCAUCAUUGACAUAGAAGCAUCGCCUCUUCAACUUUCUCGCUGGCCUUAUUUGCCUCAUUUGACUACAUUACGAUUAUAUGGUUUACGUGACUUUGUAGAUACUACCAAUUUUAUCCUUCGGCACUCAACUUCACUCAUACAUCUCACAUUGGAAACAAACGAUUUAUUUAUGUCAAUGGGCUUUACGGGCUAUAUUGGGCACCCUAGAGGCCGUUUUCCAAUACUUGUGAAAAAUGUUUUGCCACAUUUGAAUGCACUUCGUUCGCUUGAUUUGGGCCAAGAUACUGGAUUCGGUCUCACGAAUUGGUACAUUACUACAAUACAAUGUCCUCUCAAUUAUCUUCGUGUGUCGAUGGAACACAUACCACAUUUAUGUCAUGUUAUGUCAAGAGAGACACUUUCAACUACAUUAAAACAAUUGCAUGUAACAAUGCGCAGUGAAAAUACGAGAAGAAAAAAUAGUUUACCUAAAGGAUUAGUGUUAUCUAAAAUGAUCAAUUUGCAUACAUUUACUUUGGCUCAAUCGAUAUUCUACAGAAGUAGUAGAAUUGAAUGGUCAACUAUUGAAUCACUCACAGCUCCGAAUGUGAUGCCCGUACUUCGACGAAUGGAUUUGGCUAUUUUCAUAACUGUCGAUGAUUUAGAUUGUAUCAAUAGAUCGUCACUUUUCAUGGAUGAUCGUCGAAUCGAUAUUCAAUUUGCUUUCAUUAUAGAUGAUACUUCUCUAGGUAAUCAACUAAGUCAUUAUGUACCACAUGGUAGUCGUUUUCAUCCACGACAAAUAGUUGGUGUAACUUGUGUUAUAAGUUGCUUAUCCCGAAAUUAUCAAGAAUUGACAAAUAUCAAUUGUUAUUUCGAUAGUUAUCCAUGGGCUUACGAUGUUUGGUACACUUUACCAUGGGCAUUUGAACAAUUCUUCGACUCGGUUGUACCGAUUCAAUAUAUAACUAAAGUAGAAGUAUUUGCUCUACCUCCUUCGUACUCAUCCAUUAUUAAUUCAUCUCGACUUCGUACACUUAGCAUAUCAGAAAAUGAUUCAUUACCAUCGAUUAUUUCAAUGCCUCAUGUUGUGCAACUAGAUCAUAUUAACACAGUUCAUUUAUCAUUUCAUGAUUGGCCAACUGGUUUAAAUCUUCUGGCUCUUCGUCAUGUUAUAUUGACAAAUAAUCUCGUUGCAUUGAAAAACUUCUCCUCAUUUCCAUCUAAUAUUCGGUCUAUUCAAAUUCUAUUUCGUGCUAAUAUGCUGAACUUUGUAUCAAGCAAUUGGUCUACAUUGCGUUCACUUUCAGCGUUACCGAUGCUCACCUCGUUACAUAUCAUUAUCAAUGACAUGAAUACAGGUCUUGAUGAUAUUAGUUGUCAGAUUAUUACAGAAACAGUACCAAUGUUCGUUCAUUUUGGUAUUCAUUUUCGAAGAGACAGUGGAAUGCCGCCAUGUGAUUCUGUUGUUCAUUGUAUUGAAUUUGAUCCUGCUCUCAUCGAUGUUGCUAAUGAUUUUACUAGUCCUAUUAUUGACGACGAAGAUGAUGAAAAUAAUGAAGAUGAUGAUUUGGCAUUCUUGGAAUCGAUAUUUGAUGUUUACCGGGCAUCUAUUAAAGAACUACAUCGUCGUAUUUUAUGUUUAUCAUUUCAUAUGAAACCUCUAAUUGUUAUUGAAGAGGGAGGUUGUGGGCUGACUGUUUGGUUAUGA